AAAACCAAAACCCACCCGAAAACCCUACCUCUCAACGUUAACCCCAGGCUUCGCCAUCCCACCCGGAAUCUUGGACGAGACAGGCUCGCUCUGGGAUAGUGGGCGUAGGAAAUCCCGUCGCUCUAUCGGCAUCCCCACCUCUGCCGCCACCACCACCACUACCCCCAUACCCAACACACGCAGGCGCACGACCAUCGCUGGUGGGAGCGUCUCGAGCACUAGCGCUAUGAAUAUGAAUAUCAACUGGAACGGAAAGCGCAAGGGUAUGAGCGAUGCAGAUGUUGUUGUGCCCGCUGGGAAGAGGGCUAGGGUUUCAGAUACAGCGGUACUGGAGAUGCCGAAUGAAGGUACAGAUAGGAGCGAGAACGAGAAUAAACCCGCGCCUGCAAAGGGAGGGAAAGGAGGAAAGGGGAAAGAGAAGGUUUAUGUCAAUACGGAUUUCGAGUUUUCUGAUAUCGAGGUGUGAGAUAGGCAUGGUAUUAAUAGGCAGUCUACGUUGAGUUUGUAGGUUAUGUUGUGGCGAGAAACAAGCAGUAGAUAGAAA
Molecule: messenger RNA, 544 nt
Organism: Tuber melanosporum (Perigord truffle)
Lineage: Eukaryota; Fungi; Ascomycota; Pezizomycetes; Pezizales; Tuberaceae
Exons: 1
Coding region: 227-466 (79 amino acids)
Source: RefSeq, a predicted model, not a curated record